AUGGACUCCCGCGAGAAUUCGAGGCCCACCGGCAUCAAGCCGCCUAGCAAGCUGCCCGCGCUGUCUACCGCUGGCCGCGGUCUGUCGGAGCUGUCCGCGGCGGACAACAACUCACGCGCUAUGCCGUCGACCCUCGUUCCCACCAAGCACAAGGUUACUGGCCUUCCUGAACCCGCACACAAGCUGCCCCGGAAGACCUUGGCAGAGAAGGCUGGCGAGACCAAGUCCAAGGUUCCUGCUCCGCCGAGCUCGAAGCCCGUCAAUGGCAUCGUCAAGGCCACCACAGCGGCAGGUAUCCGCAACGGCCCAUACUCAUCUUCAGUCUCAGCAGCCUCGACACGUCCUACUCGCGCCAACUCCAACACGACUUAUUCCAACAGCUACAGCCAGCCACCCCGCACUGUCCGACCGCAGACGUCCAUGGCACAUACGCGGAGCCAGUCCCAUCAGACCCCCGCGGCUCGGCCACGCACGGCCGUAGAAAGCGAUGACAGCGAUCCGCCAUCGCUCAGUAAGCGCAAGGGUACGGCUCCUAUUUCUAUUACAGCUUGCGUUCCAGCAGAGGAGGUCAGGCCUAGACGGGUACGCGGGAGCUCAAGCACUCAGAGCGAGAACUUCUCGUGUCGCAAAAGAUCUCGCGCUACCCAGGUGACUCCGCACGCUGCGACCGAAUUUCUCUCUCAGCCUGAGCAGCAUUUUCAAUUUCAGCCUUAUGUUCAGCCCCCUCAGCCCGAGCAAGCGGGACGCCGGAAGUCUGCCCGGGAUGUAUCGCUUUCAACACGAUUCCAGUCCCUGACACUCACGGACGGAAUCAAAGAAUGCAUCCCGGAAGAUGAGGAACCGCCUGCUACACCAUCUCUCAUACCCCGUCCUGUACUUGCUCAGCUUCAGCCUCUGCCGCCUCCACCGCCCCCAGCAACCCCCACACAGUUUCGCUAUCGUGCUGCGUCACCUUCCAAAGAGCCAGUCACACCUUUUUUGAGUAAAGAUUCUAACACGCGUGCGCCUUUUGUAGCAUGGGAUACCAAGGGUCGCCUCGAGGAUAUGGAGGCCCUCUAUACCGAGCUCAGGCAUCAAAUGCAGAGCACUACGACCGAGCGUGAGAACAUGAAGGAAAAUGUCGAGAGCUACAAGACGAAAAGUAUGUCAGCUACGCUUGCGCAAAUCAGCUACUCCCUUCAGGAGCUCGUCAUCGCGCGCUACAUCACACAACCAAAGAUCUUGAAGUUAACCAUUGCUCUUGCCACCGCAGUUCACGAACUCGAUGCGAUGCGAGUACAACUGUCAACGAAAGUUGACUCUUACAGAUCCGACCUAGAGAACACAAGGCUGAAACUAACCCAAUCCGAAGUCGCCCUGGACGCCGCCAAGAGAGCGCAUGCGUUCGAAUUGAAGGACCUUCAGAGACAGAGUGAGCAUGAGUUGAAAGACAUGCAAUUUCAACACGAGAGGGAAUCCAUGAGGCUCAAGCAAGACGCCGAGCGGAAAGCGGAUGAGCUGCAAAGGAAGCUGGAGGCCCAAGCCAGCGAUUUGAAAAGGGAGUACGAGCAAAAGCACGCAGACUUAAAAAAGGAGCUGGAGGCAGAGUUGGAGAAGGAGAGGCAGCUCCGCGUCAAGGAGGUCUCGGAGCUGAAGACGGAGACUGAGCUUCAUCGCCAGAAUGCCGGAGUCGACCUGGAGCGCAGGGAUCGUGAAAUGAGAGAGCUCAAACGCGAGAACGAGCAGUUGCAGGCCGAUCUCGAACGGAAGACUACGCUCGAGAAAAACCUCCGCGACAAGCUUUCCGAGGCCUCUACUAACACCCUGACCCUUGAGAGCGCCAACAGCGCCAUGAAAGCCAAAAUCAACUUCCUCGAAUCAGACAGCCAAGCGCAGUCUUCGGCUUUUGGCGAGCUCCAGAAGCAGAUGCAGGAAGCGAUUGAUGCAGCUGAGGAAGCGAAAUCCAAGCUCCGUGCCGAGGAGACGCUUCGCCGCAAGCUCCACAACCAAGUCCAGGAGCUAAAGGGCAACAUUCGUGUCUUCUGUCGUGUGCGUCCACCGGCGGAGACGGAGGCCCCCCAAGCUGCGGAAAUUGCCUAUCCGGAUGCCGGGAAAGACAGCAAAGAAGUGGUCAUCCAAGGUCCGCAGCAAAAGAGCGCAAUGGGUACUGUCACCCAGUCUACGAAUCCUUUCACCUUCGAUCGUGUCUUCGGCCCCGGUUCCCAGAAUGCCGAAGUUUUCGAGGAGAUCUCCCAGCUGGUGCAAUCUGCUCUCGACGGCUACAAUGUCUGCAUCUUCUGUUACGGACAGACUGGCUCGGGCAAGACCUUUACCAUGUCUUCAGUCGAUGGCAUGAUCCCUCGCGCCGUCAAGCAGAUCUACGAGACGGCGCAGGGUCUGGAGGAGAAGGGCUGGAAAUACAAGAUGGAGGGCCAGUUCGUCGAAGUCUACAAUGAAAACCUGAACGACCUGCUUGGUAAGACGGAGGAGCUCGACAAGAAGAAGCUGGAAAUCAGGCACGAUCCGGCCAAGAAGCAGACGACGAUUACCGACGUCACCACGGUUGCUCUCGACAGCCCGGACAGAGUGCAGGAGAUGCUUUCGAGCGCUUCGCGCAACCGCAGUGUCGCGGCAACCAUGGCGAACAGUCGUUCGUCUCGGUCCCACUCGGUCUUCAUCCUCAAGCUCAAGGGCGAGAACUCCAUCACUGGCGAACGUAGCGAAGGCACGUUGAAUCUUGUCGAUCUUGCCGGUAGUGAGCGUUUGAGCCACUCGGGCGCCACAGGUGACCGUCUCAAGGAGACGCAGAACAUCAACCGCAGCUUGAGCUGUCUUGGCGAUGUUAUUGGAGCACUGGGCUCUGGAAAGGAGGGAGCUCAUGUGCCGUACAGGAACAGCAAGUUGACUUAUCUGCUGCAAUACUCUCUUGGCGGCAACUCCAAGACGCUCAUGUUCGUCAUGAUCAGCCCGCUGCAGCCUCAUCUGCAUGAGACCAUUACGAGCUUGAAGUUCGCGACCAAGGUGCACAACACGCACAUUGGCACCGCCAAGAGGCAGGCUAAGAUCAAGGAAUAA
Molecule: messenger RNA, 3054 nt
Organism: Diplodia corticola
Lineage: Eukaryota; Fungi; Ascomycota; Dothideomycetes; Botryosphaeriales; Botryosphaeriaceae
Product: kinesin-like protein klpa
Exons: 5
Coding region: 1-3054 (1017 amino acids)
Biological process (GO): microtubule-based movement
Molecular function (GO): microtubule motor activity; microtubule binding; ATP binding
Source: RefSeq, a predicted model, not a curated record